This is a messenger RNA of Oncorhynchus keta (chum salmon), 718 nucleotides long. Its product is annotated as synaptojanin-2-binding protein-like. The coding region runs from base 296 to 718 and encodes 140 amino acids. The transcript is spliced from 6 exons. Lineage: Eukaryota; Metazoa; Chordata; Actinopteri; Salmoniformes; Salmonidae. The record is from RefSeq and is a predicted model, not a curated record. Gene Ontology annotation, molecular function: protein binding.
GUUUCAUUCCGUAAGAGAAGAGAAGGGCCAUAAAAGAGAGAUGUUUUUAAUCUAUUGAAGUCGGUGACGUUUUAGAACGUUGGAACGACGAUCCGUUAAACUGCGCGCGGAAUUAGAGUGCUGCAGGCAGAUGAUCAUGUGGCUCGAGCGAAAGGAAGACCCCUGCGCGCUGAGCGGCUGAGAGCGCGGGCUUUGGACUCCGGAAGAAGGUGCGAUGGAAUAGAAUUCAACGUUGCCUGGCGACCGACCGACCGACCGACCAAACCGACGGUCGACUGAACUAUUGGGAGUCAAUAUGCCAACGUUUUCUGUCAUGUACAAAGGAGCAGUUAUCAUUAGCAGGACACUAAUGGGUCCGUAUGGGGUAGAUCGUGCCGUUCAUGAAAUAGAAUUUACCGACUGUGAGAAUGGACUGGGGAUCAAAGUGAUUGGAGGAAUGAAGGAGUUAACGGGAGAGGAGUUUGGAGUCUACGUCAAAAGGAUUUUACCUGGUGGCCUUGCUUCAAGUGAUGGACACCUCCAGGCGGGAGACCAGAUCUUGGAGGUGAAUGGGGAGAGUUUACUAGGGGUCACCAGUGAAAGAGCAGUAGACGUUCUGAGAUCAGCGUCCUCGAGCAACCAAAUGCGCCUUCUGAUCGCCAGAGAUGAGGAAGCCAGGAGAGAGUUUUCAGAGCUUUUGGAGAAGUAUGGAUCCAGCAGUUUGUUCUGUGGGGUGUGA